CCGUGUUGCAACAAUAUGAGCCGAGCCUAUGAUCCCUCCCCGUGGUGGCGCAGCCCACAAACUCCAAACAUCAGACUCCGACGAAUGUAAUCAUGGCGCGAGAGAACCAAAUACGCAGUCACAGAAAUCUGCUGCGAAGGUAGAAACUGUUACAGCAAAGGAAUUAAUGGAUUUCUCACAGCAAGACGUGGAUGUGUUCGGAGAGGAUUACAACCACCGUGAGCAGGAUGCGGACGCAUCCUCCUCUACGUCUUCAUCGGCAUCUUCAUCGGCGUCUUCCGGCUCUUCGUCAUCGUCGUCGGGUUCUUCUUCAUCCAAUGGCGGUGACAGGGCCGAGACCAGCAGCGGAGGGGAGGAGGAAAAUGGAGAAGAAGCAGGGAAUGUUAGGAGUGAUAAUUAUAGAUAUAAUCAUAAUGAUCUCUUUGGUGAAGAAGAAGACGAAGAGAAAGAUCUCUUUGGUUCUGAUCACGAAGAUUACUGUAAAAAUCGGUCCAUUAGCUCUCUCCAUCUUCCUGUGUUGCCUGCCAUAUGUAAUGCUAACAACCUGAGGGGAGGGGGUUUUGGACGUGGCCACUGGAAUGAUAGAGGAGCAGGUAUCCUACCCUGUCCCAAUUAUGCCCAAGGCAUGGAUAUGGGUACGGCUCAAAAUCUUCAAAUGGUCGCCAUGAUGAAUGAUUUCCCUGCAAACUUGCUUGCUAUUGUUGAAGGUGGAGAAGUCUACUUUGAUGAUCGCAGCUUGAUGGUUACUUCUCUUGAAUUUUCAUACAUUGAAACCACAGUUUUUGUGCCACAUUAUUGGAAGUUUUUUAAGUGGCUUGCUACUGAAGAUGUUGGAGCUGAUCUAAAUGAAGGCUUUGAUACCUUUAUUGAUGAAAAAGGGAACUUUGUGUUUUAUUCUAAACCAGAAUUGCGUUCUGAGGCUUUUGGUGACCUUUUUGCUUGCAUAAGAGACAAAAACAUCCCACUUCAUAACAUGCAUUCUGUGCGGAAUGGUGUUGUCUUUCUUGAUGUUCAUAAACUUCCUGAAAGGCCAAAAAGCGAGUUGGACCUUCAAAGAUGCUACUGGGGAUAUUGUAUUAAGAUUCUUGCUACUGAAGAUCCAAACAGAGGUUGUGGUGAAUGGAAAAAUCAUGUAGAUGCCAAUGUCGAAUACUGUUCUGCGAUUAAAACCAAAUUAGGGCCUCAUUGCAUUUUGAUGGGCACUGAAAUGGACUGCUGUGAUGCAAUGGAUGAUGGGAGAAAAUUCUAUAUGGAACUGAAAACCAGCCGUGUGUUGGAUUACCAAACUGGAGGAAGAUAUGAGAGAGAAAAACUGCUCAAGUUUUGCAUUCAAUCUUUCCUAGAAGGUGUUCCUUACAUUGUUUUUGGAUUUAGAGAUGGUGCAGGCCACCUUGUCCGGACAGAGCAACUAAGAACCAAAGACAUAACCCAUAGAGUGAAAGUGAAGAACUACUGGCAGGGAGCAGUUUGGCUGGCAUUUGCCGAUGAGGUUUUGCGCUGGCUUUAUGGAACAGUCAAAGAGAAUGAAGGUUACAUAUUGCAGUUUGCGCCGUCGUUCAUCCGCUUAGAGCUUCUACAAGCACAAUCUUGCCCUGAUGCAAUCACCAACCACGUCGAACAAAAUUGUAGCCAUUCAACACUUCUUAAUACUUAAUUGUUAUAGUGGAAAUGCAGAAUCAAAUUAAUUUAACUCAUAAAUUCGAUUCUUUUGCUACAAACAUUGUUGCAAUUUUGUGAAAGUGAGAGAUUUUGUCAAAAUUCUGGUGCAAACAACUUUCUGAAGUGAUAACUGGAAAAAUAUUAUAAAACUAAUCAAAUUUA
Messenger RNA from Rubroshorea leprosula, 1821 nucleotides. The record is from the annotation of a GenBank genome assembly. Lineage: Eukaryota; Viridiplantae; Streptophyta; Magnoliopsida; Malvales; Dipterocarpaceae.